GCGGACGUGCUGACUCAAAAUUACCAUAGCGUACCAAGUUCACACAUAGAGUCGUGCCGGAGACCUUCGUCAUGGCAUGCCGAUUUUAUCAAAGACGCCGACAAUGAUUGCGUCUGUGAAAUUAUAAAUAGAGACUGAACGGUGCAAUAGCACCCACAGUCUGCAGCUCCUUCACCUCACGUCUAUAAUCACAGUUCAAGAUGACUACCAAGCAGAAGAGUGCGUUGAACAUUGUCAUGGGGGCCAUGACUUUUGGCGAGGCUGGGAAAGAGCAGGCCCGGGUACACGAUCUAAAAGACGUCGAGGCAAUAUUAGACGUCUUCCAAAAGCAUGGCCACUAUGAGGUUGAUACUGCUCGAUUUUAUGGUGGCGGAACAAGUGAGGAAUACCUUGGCAAGAUCAAUUGGCAGAAUCGUGGACUCGUAAUGGAUACAAAACUUUACCCAACAACGUCGUAUACGGGUCCUCCGCGAGACGACAUGGUACUUAUUUCGCACAGACCUGAGGAUCUACGGAAGUAUCUCCAAAUCCAGCUCAAGGCACUGAAUACAGACAAGAUUGACAUGUGGUAUCUGCAUGCACCGGACAGAACGACUCCUUAUGACGUGACCUUGAAGGCUGUAGAUGAGCUGUACAGAGAAGGGCAUUUUAAACGCUUUGGGAUCAGUAAUUAUACCUCCUGGGAAGUCGCCGAAAUUGUGACUAUAUGCAGAGAAAGGGGAUAUAUUCAGCCGACCGCCUACCAAGGCUUAUACAAUGCAAUCCAUCGUGGUGCAGAGCCCGAAUUGUUUCCUUGUCUGAGAAAGUUUGGUAUAAGCUUCUAUGAGUUCAACCCUCUUGGCGGAGGAUUCUUCACGGGACGUUACAUGAAGCCCGAUGAUGCAGUUGAAGACGGAGCACGGUUUGAUCCCAGCAAGAUGCAAGGACAGGGAUACAGGAAAAGGUACUGGAAUGAACCACACUUCAAGGCACUUGAAAUCAUCAAGAACGCGUCUGAUAAAGCAGGGUUGACGAUGGCCGAAGUCGCGCUUCGCUGGGUAUCACAUCAUAGUCUCAUGAAGAGGGAGCAUGGAGAUGCGAUCUUGAUUGGGGCUUCGAGUCUUAAGCAUAUUGAGCAGAAUCUUAUUGACCUUGAGAAGGGGCCUCUUCCCAAUGAGGUGGUCAAGGCGCUUGACGAAGCGUGGAUGCUUGUCAAACCAUAUGCUUCAAAUUACUUCCACUAAUCAGUAUUUUCUGUCUUGCCGCAAUGAAGAAAGGAAGAAAGUAUAGGAUAGUAGACAAAUAUGAGAAUUAUGAGCAUAUUUGCUCAAUUUAUGUAUUCUUUAAGUCAUUUGUAUGACUAACGAAACGAAUACAUUGGUACGGAAUAAUCAUG
This is a messenger RNA of Fomitiporia mediterranea MF3/22, 1375 nucleotides long. RefSeq names its product Aldo/keto reductase. The record is from RefSeq and is a predicted model, not a curated record. Lineage: Eukaryota; Fungi; Basidiomycota; Agaricomycetes; Hymenochaetales; Hymenochaetaceae. Bases 201 to 1223 code for a protein of 340 amino acids. The transcript has 13 exons.